This is a messenger RNA of Solanum pennellii, 813 nucleotides long. RefSeq names its product F-box/FBD/LRR-repeat protein At1g13570-like. The record is from RefSeq and is a predicted model, not a curated record. The transcript is spliced from 4 exons. Bases 1 to 813 code for a protein of 270 amino acids. Gene Ontology annotation, molecular function: protein binding. Lineage: Eukaryota; Viridiplantae; Streptophyta; Magnoliopsida; Solanales; Solanaceae.
AUGCCUCCGGAUGAACAAGGACUUAGUUUACCUUCUCCUGAUCGACUUAGCAAGCUUAACAUUCAUUUAACCGAUGACAUUCUAAGUAGGUUGUCUUUUCGAGAUGUUGUAAGAGUUAGUACACUUUCGAAGGACUGGCAAUAUAUUUGCUGGAGAAUUCCACAUGUGAAGUUUGAUCAAACAGUGUGGAAAACACCCGAGGACUUGACGUCCCCUACCAUUGGAUUUAUUCCAAUUAUUGAUAGUUUCCUCAGGUUGCCGAACUUCUUUUUUAAUUGUUCAGCAUUGAGGCAUUUGUAUCUCAAGGAAUGUGAAAUACAACUUCCAUUUUUCUUUAAGGGAUUUAAUAAGUUGAGUAGGCUAAUAUUGAAAUCUGUCACAUUAUCUUCUGAUACGUUUGAAUGUUUGAUCUCUAAUUGUCCGUUGCUUGAGGAUUUGGUGCUAAAAGACAUAGACAAUCCGUACUUCAUGAGUAUUAAUGCUCCGAAGCUAAGCUGGGAUCUUUUUGAGAAAUGUAUCCUUAGUGAUGGAGAUUAUUUCGAAUGUGUGCCCCAGGAGGUUGUUGAUGAGAUUCCUGCAAGCUUUUCGGAUAUCACAUUUAAUCAUCUGAGAACAGUUAAGUUUUAUGAUGUACUAUUAGAAGAGGUUGAAAUGCAGCUUAUCAAGGUUUUAUUGGCAAAGUCUCCAGCACUGGUGAAAAUGGUAAUCAAGCAUCGUCAAAUGGAAACUAACAAAUCUCUCAACGUACUCGCGGAGAAAACAAUGUUUCAACGGGCAUCAUCUAAAGCAGAAGUUGUGUAUCUUGUUGAUUAG